Nomia melanderi (Alkali bee) is the source of this 6154-nucleotide messenger RNA. Its product is annotated as Kinesin heavy chain 73. Gene Ontology annotation, molecular function: microtubule motor activity; microtubule binding; ATP binding. NCBI's taxonomy places the organism in Eukaryota, Metazoa, Arthropoda, Insecta, Hymenoptera, Halictidae. Gene Ontology annotation, biological process: microtubule-based movement. The record is from RefSeq and is a predicted model, not a curated record.
GCGUUCCUAGCGGCAGUUCUCGAAAGUACGUUCACUCGAUAGAACGACUGUCGUCUGGUGCACGACGAGAGCUUCAAGCAAUAUGGCGAAGUGUGUCAUGGGCUCGGUGAGACGUAGUGUCGUUUGAAAAGAUGAAAGGUUCGCGGUAUGGGUUGAGAAUAAUGUAGCGCUAUGAAGAUCGUGUGAAUAUUCUAUUUGUGUAUAAAAAAGCAUCGAGCAGUUCCUUGUGAUCGGGAUAUACAGUGCGCGUUACCGGUGUGAAAUCAUGGCUACGGAUAAAAUAAAGGUUGCCGUACGGGUUCGGCCGUUCAAUCGCAGAGAGCUGGAACUCGGUACACAAUGCGUCGUCGAAAUGUCCGGACAGCAGACCAUCUUGCAGCAUCCCACCACGAUGGACAAAAUCGAACGGAGCAAACCAAAAACAUUCGCGUUCGACCAUUGUUUUCACUCCUUGGACCCGAGCGCGGAGAAUUUCGCGAGUCAAGAGGUGGUGUUCGACGCUCUCGGCCGCGACAUUUUGGACAAUGCGUUCCAGGGUUACAACGCCUGCAUUUUCGCUUAUGGACAAACCGGGUCCGGGAAAUCGUACACGAUGAUGGGAAGCGGCGAGAACAAAGGUAUAAUACCGCGGCUGUGCGACAACCUAUUCGACAUGAUCGCGAAACAGCAGAGCUCGGAGCUCACCUACAAGGUGGAGGUCUCUUACAUGGAGAUCUACAACGAGAAGGUGCACGACCUGCUCGAUCCGAAGCCGAACAAACAGUCGCUGAAAGUCAGGGAGCACAAUGUCCUGGGGCCCUACGUCGACGGGCUCAGUCAACUCGCCGUGACGUCACUCCAGGAUAUUGACAAUCUGAUGGCCGAGGGCAACAAAUCGCGAACGGUGGCGGCGACGAACAUGAACUCGGAGAGCUCCCGUUCGCACGCAGUGUUCUCCGUGAUUCUCACGCAGACGUUGACGGACGCGAAAAGCGGCGUCAGCGGGGAGAAAGUCUCCCGAAUGAGCUUAGUGGACUUAGCAGGGAGCGAAAGGGCUGUGAAAACUGGGGCGGUGGGCGAUAGGCUUAAAGAAGGAAGCAAUAUAAACAAAUCCCUAACGACGUUGGGUCUAGUCAUUUCGAAGCUGGCGGAUCAGAAUUCCGGAAGCAAUAAGAAUAAGGACAAGUUCGUGCCGUACAGAGACUCUGUUUUAACGUGGCUACUGAAGGAUAACCUUGGCGGGAACAGUAAAACUGUAAUGGUGGCCACUAUAUCUCCCGCGGCGGACAAUUACGAGGAAACGCUUUCCACCCUCCGAUACGCGGACAGAGCGAAGAGGAUCGUUAAUCACGCGGUGGUCAACGAGGAUCCGAACGCAAGAAUUAUUCGGGAGCUGAGGCAGGAGGUGGAAACGCUGAAGGAGAUGCUGCUGCACGCGACCGUACAAGGAUCGGUAGUGGGCCAACAACGCACAGACAUAACGGAGAAGCUGUCGGAAUCGGAACGGCUGAUGAAGGUGAUGUCGCAGACGUGGGAGGAGAAGCUGGUGGAAACCGAGAGGCUGCAGCACGAGAGGCAACAGUCAUUGGAGAAAAUGGGUAUCAGCGUGCAAGCUUCCGGUAUCCAAGUCGAGAAGAACAAAUACUACCUUGUCAAUCUUAACGACGAUCCCAGCUUGAACGAGUUAUUAGUCUAUUACCUGAAGGAAAGGACACUGGUGGGCGGUCGUUCAGCGAAAACGGACCAGGACAUUCAGCUUCACGGUUUGGGUAUCCUGCCUGAGCAUUGUGUGAUCACGAUAGAGGAGACCGGCCUGUACAUGACGCCGUUGAACGGCGCCAGGUGUUUCGUGAACGGCACGCAGGUCGUCGAAAAAACGCCGCUGCUGCACGGCGACAGGAUCGUCUGGGGAAAUCAUCAUUUCUUCCGGGUGAACUGUCCCAGAAGCGCAACAGCGAUCAACAGCGAGCCACAGACACCCGCGCAGAAUAUUGAUUACAAUUUCGCGAGGGAAGAGCUGAUGCUUAAGGAGCUGUCAAAUGACCCGAUACAGAGGGCCAUCGCGAGACUAGAAAAGCAACAUGAAGAGGAUAAACAGGUCGCGCUGGAGAAGCAAAGGCAAGAAUACGAGCGCCAGUUCCAGCAGCUGCGCAACACUCUAUCGCCAUCGACGCCAUAUUCACCUUACGUACCCUAUGACCCGCUGAGAGGAAGUCAAAGCGGUAAAUUGCCAGCCUGCACGCCGACCACGCAAAUGCGCGUCGAGAAAUGGGCGCAGGAGAGGGAUGAGAUGUUCAAGAGGAGCUUAGGUCAAUUAAAGGCGGACAUCUUGAAGGCAAACUCUCUGGUGCAGGAAGCGAACUUCCUGGCGGAAGAAAUGGGGAAGCAGACGAAAUUUAGCGUCACCCUGCAGAUACCGCCCAAUAAUUUGAGUCCGAAUAGAAAGAGUGUAUUUUUCCAGCGGGGCGCGUUCGUCAGCGAACCCGCGAUCUUAGUUAAAAGGACGAACACGGGUAGCCAGGUGUGGUCAAUGGAGAAACUAGGGAACAAAUUGGUCGAUAUGCGAGAGAUGUACGAGGACUGGAAGGAUCCUAACAACUUCCAACGAUUGCCUGCCAUGAAGGACGAGGUACCAGGAAAGACGCAAGACCCAUUCUUCGAGUCGCAAGAGAACCACAAUCUGAUCGGAGUGGCGAACGUGUUCUUAGAGGUUCUGUUCCACGACGUCCGGUUAGACUAUCACACGCCGAUCAUCAGCCAACAGGGAGAAGUCGCUGGACGACUGCAGGUCGAGAUCAGCCGUACAUACGGGCAUUUCCCUCAGGACCGCAUGUGCGAGGCUGCGUCCGAGUCCUCGGCCAAUUCGACCUCGUCCGAGCCCGAGGAUUAUUCCGGCUCGAGUCACGUCACCUGCCGUGUCACGAUUAAACAGGCCACCGGCUUACCUCUGUCACUGAGCCAUUACGUGUUCUGCCAGUACAUGUUCUGCGGCCACCCGGAGCCGAUCGUGGUCCCAGCUGUGGACAACUCCGAGCAACUCAACUCGAACUGUCAGACCGGGCAGAGGGACUCUUUAGCGUUCAAGUUCGACCACACGAGUAACUUUGUUGUACCCGUCACGGAGGAGUUCAUGGAACACUGUGCUGAGGGUGCUUUGAGUAUAGAAGUAUGGGGCCACCGAAGCGCAGGUUUCUCUCGAAGCAAACCCGGCUGGGAGGUCGAGCAACAAUUGGCCAAAGCUAGAUCUCUGGCUGAUCGAUGGUCGGAGCUCACGCGGAAGAUCGAGCUAUGGGUUGAAAUUCAAGAACUGAACGAGCAGGGAGAGUACUCGCCGGUCGAGGUAUCCGUGAAGAGAAACACGUGGACAGGUUCUUUUAAUGAUGCGAACUCAUCAUUUUCCUCAGGCGGCACUUAUCAGCUGCGACAGGGGCAACAGCGGCGAAUACAAGUCCGCGUGAAACCAGUACAAAAUUCGGGAACACUGCCGAUUAUUUGUCAGUCGAUACUGAACAUUGCAGUUGGCAGCGUUUCUGUGAGGAAUAGGCUUCAGAUACCUUUGGACAGUUAUCAGGACGAAGACCUGAGCAUACUAAGGGAAAAAUGGAGCGAAGCCUUGAUGAAAAGGAGACAGUACUUGGAUCAGCAGAUACAGAAACUUAUUAAUAAGCAAGAUAAAACCGAACAGGAUAUAGAACGUGAACAAAGCCUCGUAGAUCAGUGGGUCAGUUUGACGGAAGAACGUAACGCUGUUCUGGUUCCUGCGGCAGGAUCAGGAAUACCUGGUGCACCUGCUGAUUGGAAUCCACCACCGGGCAUGGAACCACACAUACCUGUACUUUUCCUUGAUCUCAAUGCCGAUGAUCUCUCAACACACCAGUCCGGCGAAGAAGUCUCUGUGACUGGACUGAACUCGAUCUUACCCAAGGAACACGGGAAUAAGUUCUACAAUCUGCCGAUUAUACGACGCAUCGAAAAAGACGUCUGUGCCAUUGCUGCUUGGGACUCCAGUAUACACGACAAUAAACACUUGAACAAAAUCACAGAUCCGAACGAGAGGGUCUUUUUGAUCGUGAAGACGACAGUGCGGCUGUCGCAUCCGGCGCCGAUGGACCUUGUGCUGCGUAAACGACUGAACCUGAACAUUUACAAGAGGCAAAGCAUCAGGGACAAAAUAUUCAGGAAAAUAAUCGGUACCGACUGUGAGACCCAAACAGGCGUCACCUACGAGGUCGUGUCUAAUAUACCAAAGGCGAGCGAGGAACUGGAAGACCGUGAGAGCUUGGCGCAGAUCGCUGCCAGCGGAGAAGACAACAGUCUCUGCGAUGGCGAAACGUAUAUCGAAAAAUACACGCGCGGUGUCUCGGCGGUGGAAAGUAUCCUAACUCUAGACCGAUUACGACAAAACGUUGCGGUGAAGGAGUUGCUGCAAGCACAAGGCCAACCACUGAUGCGCAAGACAGCAAGUGUGCCCAACUUCUCGCAGUUCAUGAGAUCCGACACCUCGAUGGACUCCCUGAACGUCACGCGUUCCGAAAGCGUGACUGAUCUCAACAGCGAACUGAACGGGAUGUACUCUCGCCGCGCGUCCACCGGCCAUACUAGAAAUGACGAAAAUUUCGUGACCACACCAUCAAAACCAUUUGGAAUCGUACGCCAACAAAAAGGCUCCAUUCUGAACUCAGCGAGACCAACUUUCCUGAAUCUGAACCUGAAUCUCAACUCAUUGACACGUCUGCAACAAUCCACCUCUGCCAAGUCAUCACCGAACAUGGGGGGUAAUAAACUGGGUCGAAGGAUGACCACCUUGCACGAGGAAACGUCGAAUGUUGGUAAUCAGCUACCAUCGCCAAUCCACGACGAAGAUGAAGAGAAGAGCGACGCUGAUUACUCCGAGUACGAUUCCUAUCAGGCAACGGCGAAACCAGUAAAACCACUAACUUCUUCACGCACACUGGAUUCUCUCGCCGAACUUCAAUCGACGAAGAUCAACACGCCAAGCAUGAGCAGCAGUGGUUACGGUUCCCAAGCCGUGUCUACGACCAAUCUGACCUCCGAGGACUCGUUGUCGGUGAAGUCGAUCAGCGUGGACGAGACGCCGGACCUCGAGUAUCGGAAUCUAUUGGACGCGAAGAAGCCGGACCGUAUGGACAGCUCUUUGGUCGAGGAAACGCCGGAAGAGUACAUGGGCGAGGUGACCAAUACGUUGGACAAAUUGAACGUGAUGGGGAACAGCUGCACGGAGGAGCGUACCAGGAAAAAUCUGGAGGAAACUGGAGCCUAUGUGGACCAGGAUAUAGACAGUCCAGUCUCGUCGACGAAAAGUGACAGCGACGCUAAUACUAAUACCACGCAUUCGAAUAACGUUCAGAAGAAGGACACGACCAAUCAGGUUCUGAGCAAUCGAAGGAAAAGCGAUAUGGAAAUCAGUCAAACGUCGAAUUCCGGGGAGGAGAGUCCUUUCGAGGGUAGCUCGGUUGUUCACACGAAGCUACCACCUGGCAAGGUGGUGCGUCGAAGAAAAGCGUCCGCGACUACAGGAAGGCCUACCAGUUCUCAGCACAGGGCUUCAUUCCCCAUGAUCCGUCCACAUCUCUCGGAGAGCAAAGCUGCAGCGCGACUCGAACAAUCGAUGCAACCCAACAUGCCCUACGAAAACGGUGACAACAGCUCCUCUGAGCGAAUCGACGCAGAUGACGCAAGUGAUAAAAGUUCAGCUUUCGGUUCGAGACACGACUUCAGCAGAGUGGAAACACCACUCCCAGAGUGGGUGGUGGUUGGUGAAUCGGUGUUGGUUCGCCCACACCAUUACCCCGGCGUCAUAGCGUAUGUGGGCCCGACAGAGUUUGCUGCUGGGUCUUGGAUAGGUGUCGAGCUGGACGCCCCGACUGGUAAAAACGAUGGUGCUGUGAACGGCCAUAGGUACUUCACGUGUCGACCGAAGUGCGGAAUUUUCGUCAAAGUGGACAAACUAAUUCAAGACAAACGAGGCAGAGCACUUAGGAACUUCACUUUCACCCCUCCUCAGUCUGCACCGAUGCGCAGAAGCGUUAGCAGAGGCGAGGGUUUACAUUCCUUGCACCGAACUCGGAGCCGGGGCGAAGGUCUCUCAACAACAGGCACACGGUCCUCACCACGGGGCAAGUAAAAAACAAACAAACAAACAAAAAGCAAAAAA